ACAUGUUAUAUGACUGUAACUUAAAUUCGAAAAUGGCAGCAUUGAAGGAUGUUGUUUCUUUAUACAAAAAUUUAAAACAAGAGUGGACAGCAACUCCCUGUAAUUUAAAAAAAUGCGGUGAACUACUGAAUCAACUAAAGAUUGGCCUUACGCAUUUAAUGUUUCUUCCAACAUCUAACAGUACAGCAAGUCAAAAUGAAUUGCUUAUUGCUCGUGACAUUUUAGAAAUUGGUGCACAAUGGAGUAUAGUAACAGAAGAUAUACCUUCUUUUGAACGUUACAUGGCACAAUUAAAGUGUUACUAUUUUGAUUACAAGUCAGGAUUAAUGGAAUCUGUAUACAAAUAUCAUCUUCUCGGUUUAAAUCUCCUAUUUUUAUUGUCUCAGAAUCGGGUUGCCGAAUUUCAUACAGAAUUGGAAUUAUUGCCUUCGGAUCAAAUACAGUCUAAUGUUUACAUUAGACAUCCUUUAAGUUUAGAACAAUAUUUAAUGGAAGGUUCAUAUAACAAAAUAUUUCUAGCAAAAGGCAAUGUGCCAGCAGCAUCGUAUAAUUUCUUUAUAGAUAUCUUAUUAAAUACCGUACGUGAUGAAAUUGGAGCCUGUAUGGAAAGUGCAUACGACAAAAUUUCUAUUCAGGAUGCUUCAAGAAUGUUAAAUCUGAAUUCGGAAAAAGAUAUGAAAGCGUUUGCGACAAAGAAAAAUUGGACCUUAGCAAAAGAUGGCUAUUUUUACUUCAACACAACUAGUGAAAAGAAAACCGAAGAACCAAUUCCCAGUUCAGAUUUGGCUACAUUGGCAAUUGAUUAUGCGAGAGAACUUGAAAUGAUUGUUUAAAAAGAUAUGUACAUUUUUCUGUAUUUUAUAGACAAAUAAAGUUUGUCAUAAUUAAUAAGUAUUAAA
Megachile rotundata (alfalfa leafcutting bee) is the source of this 899-nucleotide messenger RNA. RefSeq names its product regulatory particle non-ATPase 12 (gene Rpn12). The record is from RefSeq and is a predicted model, not a curated record. Lineage: Eukaryota; Metazoa; Arthropoda; Insecta; Hymenoptera; Megachilidae. Gene Ontology annotation, molecular function: toxin activity. Gene Ontology annotation, cellular component: proteasome regulatory particle; nucleus; cytosol. Gene Ontology annotation, biological process: proteasome-mediated ubiquitin-dependent protein catabolic process.